CAUGGGUCAUAAACUCUUCUCCUACUUCACUUUGCCCUUCCUUGUAUACUUGUACCUUUUCCCCUUUGUCUGUCCAUAUCACUCUGCAAAUAGCCAGCUUGAUUACCGGUUUUAUGAUAGAUCAUGCCCCCGCUUGUCAAGCAUGGUUAAGUAUGGUGUCUGGGCAGCUUACAAGAAUGAUAUCAGGAUAGCUGCGUCCCUCCUCCGAUUGCAUUUUCAUGAUUGUUUUGUAAAUGGCUGUGAUGCAUCGGUGCUUCUUGAUGACACAGAAGAUUUCCAGGGCGAGAAGAAUGCUUUUCCAAACCGUAACUCUGCUCGAGGGUAUGAAGUCAUUGACAACAUAAAAGCAGAUGUUGAAAGAUUUUGCCCAUCAACCGUGUCGUGUGUUGAUAUAUUGACUCUAGCAGCAAGGGAAGCUGUUGUCUUGUCAGGAGGGCCAUUCUGGCCAGUCUUGCUAGGGCGACGAGAUGGAACAACUGCUAGUCAGCAGGCAGCUAAUGAACAAUUACCAUCACCUAUUGAGCCCAUGGAAAAUAUCACUGCCAAAUUCACAUCAAAGGGUCUUGACCUUAAGGAUGUUGUAGUCCUCUCAGGAGCUCAUACCAUAGGUUAUGCUCAAUGUUUUACCUUCAAGAGAAGACUCUUCAACUUCCGGGGCACUGGUAGACCUGACCCUACGCUUGAUGCUUCAGCCCUCGUUAGCUUGCAAAGCAUGUGUCCGAACAUGGAUUCCUCAAACAGCAAUCUCGCUCCCCUUGACUCUGCAAGUACCUAUAGAUUUGACAAUAUGUAUUACACAAACCUUGUUAACAACACAGGGCUUCUGGAAUCUGAUCAAGCACUAAUGCAAGAUCCAAAAACUGCUGCAAUGGUUAAUUCCUAUAGCACGAAUCCUUACCUUUUCGGGAAUGAUUUUGCCACAUCAAUGGCGAAGCUUGGUAAUAUCGGUGUACUCACAGGAAAGAAGGGACAAAUUAGAAAGAAGUGCGGGUCUGUGAACUUAUAAAUUGCUAGUAUUUGAAGUGUUGGUCUAUGUAUGGAGCUUAUCUAGUUCAAUCAAUGC
Messenger RNA from Theobroma cacao (cacao), 1063 nucleotides. RefSeq names its product Peroxidase superfamily protein. Gene Ontology annotation, molecular function: heme binding; peroxidase activity. Gene Ontology annotation, biological process: response to oxidative stress; hydrogen peroxide catabolic process. The record is from RefSeq and is a predicted model, not a curated record. Lineage: Eukaryota; Viridiplantae; Streptophyta; Magnoliopsida; Malvales; Malvaceae.